Aspergillus candidus is the source of this 2814-nucleotide messenger RNA. RefSeq names its product putative NTP binding protein. The transcript has 4 exons. NCBI's taxonomy places the organism in Eukaryota, Fungi, Ascomycota, Eurotiomycetes, Eurotiales, Aspergillaceae. The record is from RefSeq and is a predicted model, not a curated record. The coding region runs from base 1 to 2814 and encodes 937 amino acids.
AUGCCCUUCUUUACUUUCCUUGCACGAUCUCCAUCCGGCUGUGAGGACUCACCACCACGAACCACCUCCGCCUCAACAAGCAAAACGAGAGCAUCAAAACCGCUUCCCUCCUGGCUGGAAUGGUUGAACAUCGCCUUUGAACUGGGCCUUGAUGUCGAAUCCUUGAUUCGUCGCUGCGAUCGCCUUCAGGACAGCCAUUUACUCAACCCUAAGCCCCCACGCCGCCAACGCCGAGUCGAGAACGUGAGAGCUUACUCCAUAGAAAAUAACAUCCUGCCUUCGCAACAGCCCGUAAACGAAGCCAACAAAAGAACUGUGACACCAGGUAUUGGAAGCCCGAUGCGUUCGCCGGAGGGUUCACAACAAGGAGCCAAACCCACGAAACUUCCCUUGCCUAGGACAUUUGCCGACAGAGGCAAAUUCUCACCGAAGGAAAAGCAAGCCGUUGUCGAACAUAGCAAACAAGCCAUAGCCCGGAAUAUCAGACCAAGCAAGUCUUCUCAGGUGCUAGACCGGGAUUCACCUAAAUCAACACGAAAAGACGGGGGGCAGUUUGAGGGAAAGGACAAAGGAAUAUUUGCGCAAGACACACCCAAUUCAACACCGAGCAAAGAGAAACAGAAAGUUCCCUACGAGGCAUACCGUAAAAUUGUCUCACUGGCAAGCUCCUCACGGCAAGAGAUCGCCAAGCACAAGCUGAAGUACACAGGGGGAAGCCCGAAAAGUGCCAUACCGUCCCUGCGAGGUGCUAAUUCCAGCCCUAAGGCCGAGGCGAGGCCUAGUGUCGACAGCCUCCGGAACUCUGGCCGGACUUCUAAUCGAGGGGCGAAUAAAGAUCGAGAGUUGAGUAUCAAUACUAGCGACAGCUCGCCCCAGAAAUAUCAGGAAAGGAAUGAUACGGCAACCGACUCCUCGGCUCAAUCAUAUCCUUCGAUGUCGCCUGUGUCGCAGCCUGGGAGCUCAAUUACCGACUGGGAGGAUAGAUUUGUUGUCAAUAUGCCCUCGGCGAAAGAUCCCAAUCCACCAGGUCUCACCGACCAUCAAAUCAGGAAGUUCCAUCAGAGUAUUGAAAGCGUCCAUGAAGCUGGCGGUGGAAUGCUCGAUCCAGACACCUUGCCGAGUCCACGUACGACAUCGCCCGAAAAUAAUACGAGCCACCGGCCACGGGAGCAGAAGAUCGGCACACUCGAUGGCCAGGAAUCACUGCGAGCUCCGAGUGAGUCGGAAGAGCAGCCACCGGGAUCCUCAAAUCGAGGCGGGUACUACUGCCCGGAAGAAGUUGGGAAGCAACGGUGCAGCACAAUAUGGGAGGAUGCAUCGGGCAAACCAGAACGAACUACCCCCAGACUCAACGCCGACGGUUCUUUUUUAGGGUGCAAGGAGAUCAACGGGCCGCACGACAAGAAUCCAGACGAGAUCCUCCUGUUUUCGACAACCGAGGAGCGGCCCCGUGUAGUAGAUGUGCCCGCGCCGCGGUUCAGGAAACGCGCGGCACCACGUCACGGCACGACAGGGCUCGAAGAGAAAAACGUUCGGGAAGAAUGGACAUCGAUUUCUCAGAACUUGAAACAUGCCCAAUGCUUGAAGUCGUCUCCGAAGACCAUGUGCCGCGAUGCCAAAUGCCAGCCCCCGGCCCUUCCCAGGCUUCAGGGGAAAGGGAACUCGCCUCCGAACAUGAAUGCUGCCAAGGACAACAAUCAGGGUCCCAAGGGGCACACCACCAACCCGGACGAUGUACUCAUUAUCACACCCACUAUCACACGCAGUAUGGUGACCAUGGCCGACGUGAGAGCUCACGUCCCGAGGCAACCAGGCGCACAGGGGCCCACGUCGCGCACAGCCGGCGAGAUCAUUCCAGGCGCCAGGGCAAAGCAUCAGAUAAGCUCUUCUCCAUCAGGAUUACGGCGCGCAACCCAGAAUUCGUGGGACAUCUCGCACGCAUCGUCCGCCGCAUUUUCGAAGCCGGCCUACCCAAGAAACGGACGCUUCGCGAAAAACCGACCCGACCAAGGAGCUCCCGGCGCAGAAGGACCAAACACGCUUAGUGGAUACAUUCGCAUUCCGGCCCUCGUCAAGUCAUUCCGGUCGUCUACAGAGAACCUGGCUCAGUCCAUGUCCAUGGCGAAACCCCUGCAGUCCCCAACGUCCAGCACCGCGAGCUCCGACAAGGAGAAUGCUCCGCUCAGGAGUGUGUCUGAUACAAGCCAACUCCCCAAAGCACCCACCAAGGGGGUCCUUUCCUCCAUGGAUACAACCGGCUCUCAACGGGACUUCCGGGACGUCCUGCCUAGCUCUCGAAUAAUGGAAGUCGCCGAGCUAGACGGCCACCAAGUAGAAAGGUCCAAAGACGCAGUCCCCUCGCAACCCAAACCCACCGCAGACAUUCCCUCUAAGAUCUCAAAACCCACCACCAACAACAACAACAACAACCACAAAGCCGCAGCAAACUCCGUCACAAUGUCCCUCCUCGUCGACAUCCUCGCCCUAUCAGCCGCACAGGUCCAAACACUCUACAACCAAAUCAUGGCGAACCGCCACUCCAAAGCCACUCUAGCGAAGAUCGGCGCCAACAGUAUGCUCUACAUGGUCGCACACUGUCUGCGCGUCAUCAGAGACCUCCUCACAGCCAUCUCCAUCUGGAACACAACCGGCCGCUGGCCCCGUGCUAACAAGAAAGACCUCGCUGACUCCGUGACGGAAGUCGUGCAGGCCGUAGCUUACACGCUUGUCCUGGCGUUCAUCAUGGUGAUCGUCGGCCGCACGGCCGGAAUAAGUAUCAAAAAGAUCACAUAUCUGCUCACAUUCUACUCUUAG